Racocetra fulgida is the source of this 1098-nucleotide messenger RNA. Lineage: Eukaryota; Fungi; Glomeromycota; Glomeromycetes; Diversisporales; Gigasporaceae. The record is from the annotation of a GenBank genome assembly.
AUGAAGACCGAAGAAGAAGCUGUCAAAUAUUUUGAAAUGUUAGCUCGUGUUAUUCCCAGAACAGAUGGAAAGGAUAGAGAAGAAUUGGUUAAAAAAUGCCUAAUAUAUACUGCCGAUAAGAUUCGUCAGCAUGAUCCUUAUUUUUUUAAAUAUUAUAUCUUUAAAAAUGAAGAUCAAUUAUUUGAAGAAUUAUUGCAUGAAGCCGAGAAUGCUAUUAAGGUUUCAGAAAUUACGAAUGAUGAUAGUGCUAUUGAUUUAAUUAAUAAAAUUAUUAGAGUUGAAUAUGAUUCAAUUAAAACACCUAUUACGAUUAAAGAAGCUUUAAAUUGUUUGAAGUUGCGUGACCGAGCAUUUUUUACUCAAGAAAUUCGAGAAAUUAAUGAUUAUGAUUGCUCAAAUUAUAAUGGAACUGAAUUUGCAAUUAAGCGUAAUGAUAAUUCAAAGAAUUAUAUUCAAUUGAAAAAUUUUAAUAUAAUUCAAAAUGUUGUUAAAUGGCUUAAUUUUGAAUUCGAAAAUCGAAAAACUCCUCAUUUUGAACCAUCCACUUUAGAAUCUAUUCGAGUUGGAAUUGGAAUUAAAGUUUGUUUAAAAGAUUUUAGACUACUCAAUGGAUUAAAAGUCAAAAUUCGAGACUUUAUUGAUCAUAGAAAUAAUAACUAUGAUAUCAUUUUAUUCCAAUUCAGUAAUUUUCUGUUUUAUUAUUUGAAAAAUAUUUUUGAAUAUGCUAUUGAAAAACAAAUCAAAAGUGGGUACGAUAUAGAUUUUGAUCACUCUAAGACUGAUGAUGCAACCAAUAUAAAAUGGGUUGGAUAUGCAUGUCGAGAUAAAUAUCCUAAAGAUACCAAUCACAGCAGGAAAAGACCAGUUUUGAUCAACGAGGAUGGAGUAUAUUCAAUUACUAAUAAUUAUGCUUUUAAAUUUGAUAGUGAUCAUAUUAAAGAUAUUAACGAAAAGAAAAUUUUGAUAAUUACUGAUGCAAAUUAUCCUUUUAUUAGUGAUUUUAAAGCAUUUAAAUUUGGUGUUUUGUUUUAUGAUUUUAAAAAUCCUUUUGAUCUCUUUUUAAAUCAUGUUAUGGAUAAAUUAAAUAAGAGUGAAUAG